AGAAGAUCAUGCAGAUGCAGAGGAGGCUGGACGAGCAGGCCUCUGAGUUCCGCUCCGUGACUGAGCGGCUCUCCACGGCGGAGCUCCGCGAGCGCUCCGCCGUGGAGCGCUCGCGGAGCUCCGAGGCGUCGGCGUUGGCGCUGGGGGCCCGGGCCGAGGCCGCGGAGCUCCGCCAGGCGGCGCUCCAGGCGGAGCUGCGGCUCCACCAGCGGCAGAUCCACGAGGCCCACGAGGAGCUGCAGGGGGCUCGAGACGGGGCACAGCAGGAGAAGGAGGCCAGCGGAAAGACGCUGCUGGAGCUGCAGAGACAGAAUGCCGAUCUGAGGAGACAGAACGCGGAGCUGAUCGCUCGCUUGGACACAGAGCAGACGGAGGCUGAGGAGCGUCUGCGAGCAGAGCGCCGUUCCCUGGAGGACGUCUUGCAGGAAGAACGUUCCAGGCACCAGACCCUGCUGCAGGAGCAGGCAAGCCUCGAGUCCAGAUGCGACCACCUGCUACAGCAGCUACAGCAGCAGCAGCUACAGCAGCUACAGCAGCAGGAUGGAGACAUGGCCAAGCCCGAGUCUGCCUAUGGGUCUCUCCGAAGCUCGGACAUUGGAGACAGCGAUACUCUGUCUCAAGACGCGGAGGACGUGUGUGGAGACACGGUGUCUUCACAGCUGCUGCUGUCUCUGCGUCUCCGUGUCCGCGCGCUGGAGGAGCAGCUGAGACACCGCUCGCUCGGAGACACGGGAGGGGCAAUCCUCGCGAUGGAGAUGGCGAGCGAGAAUUCGUCGCUGAGGGCCGAGGUGGAGGAGGUGCGGCACGCCCUGCGAGACAACGCCUCAGCCGACACCGUCAGAAUGCUGCUCACCCACCCGCAGAGGGAGAGCAAGGUGAGUGAGAUAUUGACUACCUCGCCAGGUACACAGGAGGUCGUGGGUUCAAUCCCAGACCCUGUGAGAUGUUGACUACCUCG
Messenger RNA from Petromyzon marinus (sea lamprey), 958 nucleotides. The record is from RefSeq and is a predicted model, not a curated record. NCBI's taxonomy places the organism in Eukaryota, Metazoa, Chordata, Hyperoartia, Petromyzontiformes, Petromyzontidae.